Molecule: messenger RNA, 7317 nt
Organism: Solea solea (common sole)
Lineage: Eukaryota; Metazoa; Chordata; Actinopteri; Pleuronectiformes; Soleidae
Gene: osbp2b
Product: oxysterol binding protein 2b
Exons: 15
Coding region: 201-2498 (765 amino acids)
Cellular component (GO): cytosol; membrane; intracellular membrane-bounded organelle
Molecular function (GO): cholesterol binding
Source: RefSeq, a predicted model, not a curated record
AUCACUUCCACUCCUCUGUCCAUUCGUCCCGGCGUCAUGUGAGAAGGGACCGCGGUGGUUUCUUUCGCCGUAGACCGGACCCUCCUCCACCGCGCUCAUUCGUCAGAGCUGACGUCCUCGCAGCGGUUCUGCCCCGCGGUGGGGUAGUGUCUCUGUCCCCCGUUGUGCGCUGCCCGCCGUCGAUCCAGCACCGGCGGAGGAUGAGCGAGCAAGGCAAGGGCUCGGCAUCCGCCUCUGCCGCCUCGGCCCCGGCGGCACCAGGAUCUGACACCUACAAAGGCUGGCUCUUCAAAUGGACCAACUACUUGAAAGGCUACCAGCGGCGGUGGUUUGUCCUCAGCAAUGGCCUUCUCUCCUAUUACAGGACGCAGGCGGAGAUGGCGCACACAUGUCGUGGAACGAUAAACCUGGCCACGGCUCACAUCGACACAGAGGACGCCUGCAACAUUGUCCUGAGCAGUGGCGGCCGCACCUACCACCUGAAGGCGAGCACCGAAGUGGAGCGGCAGAGAUGGGUCACGGCACUGGAGUUGGCCAAAGCCAAAGCCAUUCGCAUGAUGAACGAUCAGUCAGAUGACUCGGGUGACGAGGAGCCCGCAUCCCAGUCAGACCGGAGCGAGAUUCAGGGAACCCUGAAAAUACUCGUCAGCAAGCUCGAUGACCUCAGCACAUGCAACGACCUCAUCGCCAAGCACGGUGCGGCCCUGCAGCGCUCGCUAAGUGAACUCGAGGGUCUGAAAAUCCCAGUGGAAGGAGGGGAGAAGUUCAAGGCAGUCAACGAGCGAGCCACACUCUUCCGAAUCACUUCCAAUGCUAUGAUCAAUGCGUGCCGAGACUUCUUGGAUUUAGCAGAGACUCACAGUAGGAGAUGGCAGCGGGCGCUGCAGUAUGAGCGGGAGCAGCGCGCUCACCUAGAAGAAACCAUUGAGCAACUAGCCAAGCAGCAUAACAGCCUGGAGCGAGCGUGGAGAGAAGCGCCCACGCUUGUGUCCAGCACACCCAGUGCCCCGACCACCAACAAGGGAAGCGAGAGGCCGCUCAAAGAAGAGGCGAGUGAUGAAGAUGAGGAUACUGAGUUUUUUGAUGCCAUGGAGGAUUCCCCUGCGUUUAUCACAGUGACGACCACUGAGAAUAUACAGCACAGGCGUUCUCAGAGCAAUUUGAGCGGAGCAAGUUCAGGUCACCCCAACGAUUGGAACCAGGACGACCAUAUGUCUCCAGGCUGUAACGAUGUGUCAGGGAAGGAGCUGCAGCCUCGCAGACAGAGGCGGACUCAUAUCCCAGCCAAGCCCAACUACUCCCUCAAUUUAUGGAGCAUCAUGAAGAACUGCAUUGGCAAGGAGCUUUCAAAAAUCCCCAUGCCUGUAAACUUCAAUGAGCCCCUGUCAAUGCUGCAGCGUCUCACUGAGGACCUUGAGUAUCAUGAGCUUCUGGACAAGGCAGCACGCUGCGACUCCUCCCUGGAGCAGAUGUGCCUAGUUGCCGCCUUCUCUGUCUCUUCCUACUCCACCACGGUUCAUCGGACAGCCAAGCCCUUCAACCCACUCCUGGGCGAGACCUACGAGCUCGAUCGCCUGGAAGAGUUUGGCUACCGCUCUUUGUGUGAGCAGGUAAGCCAUCACCCCCCUGCUGCUGCACAUCAUGUGAUUUCCCAAAAAGGCUGGACCCUGUGGCAGGAAAUUACCAUUGCCAGCAAGUUCCGUGGCAAAUACCUCUCCAUAAUGCCUCUGGGUACCAUUCACCUGCAUUUCCACUCCAGUGGGAACCACUAUGUAUGGAGAAAGGUCACCUCCACGGUGCACAACAUCAUCGUGGGCAAGCUGUGGAUUGACCAGUCGGGGGACAUUGAGAUUAUAAAUCACAGGACAAAAGAGACCUGCCAACUCAAGUUUUCUCCCUACAGUUAUUUCUCCAGGGACGUUCCUCGUAAGGUGACAGGUGUGGUGGCUGACAGUGAUGGUCAGGCUCACUACAUCCUCUCUGGUACGUGGGAUGAUAAGAUGGAGAGUGCCAAGAUCGUUCAGAGCAGCCGAGGAGGCAGCGGAUCUGAGGGCAAGCAGAAGACCGUCUAUCAGACGUUGUCCCCCAAACUGCUCUGGAAGAAAUACCCUCUCCCGGACAACGCUGAGAACAUGUACUUCUUCUCUGCACUGGCAUUGACCCUGAACGAGUUGGACGACGGAGUGGCACUGACGGACAGCCGCCUGAGACCAGACCAGAGGCUGAUGGAGGACGGUCGAUGGGACGAAGCGAACUCAGAAAAACAGAGGCUGGAGGAGAAACAGAGAGCAGUGAGAAGGAGGAGGGAAGCAGAGGCCUCAGACGCCAUGGAUGAUGAGUGUGAAUAUGACUCUGGGAAAGAAUACGAAGGCUACCAGCCGCUGUGGUUUCACCAGAGGAGGAACUCCCUCACCGGAGAGACCACCUUUGUGUAUAAGGGAGGUUACUGGGAGGCGAAGGAGAGACAGGACUGGAACAUGUGUCCUGACAUCUUCUAAGCCAGGGACUGACUCCAGAUCUCCCCCAACCUCAUCAGACAGGGAACUGCUCAGGCUUAUGAGCACCAUAUGGACCUUUGUGAGCAAGUGAACAUUUCACACACUCUCGGAUUACACUGUACCUCCAAAUGUAAAACCCCUCACUCUGUUUUGACUAUGGGGACAAAGAGAGGCGUCCUCUGAAUCGUCCUCUUUGACACUGUACUGAAACAGCAGUGAGGCAAAGUGUGAAUGUGACCUCACACGACAAAGGCACCCGUGCACUCCCGAAACACCAGGUGCUCUGUAAAUCCUACCCACAAUGCACUUUUCUGUGAUCACACGAUGAUGACAGAGUUUUACCAAUUGGAUAGAAGCCCAUAUCACAGCAGCUCACAAGUGUGUAGACUCCUAACAGAUACAAAAUCAUAGAAACACAACAGUAUUUUUGGUGAUUAGAUAAAACUCAUAAUUUUUUUUAAUAUUAUGCUAGGCCUUCUUUAUACAUUUUAAAUUUAAAUUUUCUCUUUCUCUUCACAGGAAAUGCACAUUUAAACCCUAAUGGUGACUUUAAGAAGGAGGUUAACACCUGGAUAUGGAGUAUGAACAUUUUUUGUCUGUUAAAUAAGAAAUUAUGGAAACCCAAAAUGUUAAAAAUUAAACACAAUGUAACAUCAAUAAUAACUACAGUUAUAUAAAUGUAUAUCUGUAAACUUGUGAAAAUAAUCAGAUGCUCUUUUUAAAACCAAACUCAUUUAUGAAAUGUUAUUUUUAUAAUAUAAUAUAGUUUAUUGGAGUUCAGCUUCAUUACUUAACAAUGAAUGUUUUUCUUGAUGUGAUCAACUGUCGCAUCAAUCUGAACAGAACUAUAAAAAGUGAUUUUGAAAGAAAUAAGUUGAAAUAAAAACUGCGAGACAAAAUUAACACAGUCUGCAGUGAAUAUUUAGAAUUUUUUAAAUACGCUACUUUUAAAUAUACGUGAUUAUUUCACAAUGUAUCUAAUGUUAUAUUAUUUAUUUGUUUGAUUUUCGACAGUCUGGUUUUCCAUAAUCAACAGCAAAUCUAUUGAAACAAUCUGUUUCUAUAAUACACACCAGUCUGCGAUAUGCAGCAGUGCACAAAUGUGUUGUAUCUAGUUGUAGUCAGUUCACUAGUGGAUUAGACCUACAGUAAGUCCAUGUCGUGAUAAUAUACAACAGUAGCUGCUGAUCCGUUUCAUACGUUCGAAUAUGAAAAUGCGUCAGUGACUUUCAGUCGUUCAGACAUCUUCCAACACACAACACCAAGUCCGUUAAUAGUAACACGUUAGUGCAGUUGCAACACGAAACUUCAAAACAUUCAUAUCAUGGUGAAGGAAUCUCCAACAAAGACCUGGAUCUGCUUGUUUCACUGUGACUGACCUUAGAUUAGUGCAUAUGUUUGUGUUGACGUGUGUGUACUUAACCUCGUCCUCUGGUGCUCUCUCAUGGCAACACCUUUGCUGAGUGACAUCACCCUCAGUCAUGUUGGAAAGUAUUAAGUCUGUGCUAAACAGGGCUGGGCAUUGAUCCAAAUGUUUCAAUAUGGUAUUGAUAUCUAGGCUUUUACUCAAUAUCAGUUUUAUUAAAUCACUUCUAACAAACAAAAUGACACAUAACCAUAAUCCAAUGCUGAUAAAGAGAGAGAGGGUGGAGGACUGCAGCUAAACUAGCUCUAAGCUCUGUUUAUGUGCAAUAUGUCAUUAAACCACCACGGAAAUGGUGAAAAUGUCACAGACUCUGGUCCCCACUUGACCAGAAUAGUGUGUGAUUGACUGCCACAGUGGCCACACCCCCACCACCGUGUCAGAGCAGAGAAUUUUACGUGAAUUAAAACCUAAUUUUUAAACACUUAGCAACAUUUUGAAUGACUCGAAUUGACCUCUCAAAACACAACAUAGACAGAUGCACACACACACGCUUCCUCUUCUCCUUUGCGGAAUGAGCUCCAUCUCUGGUUGUAACUUACUGUGGGCCUCAAGACAGCCAAUUACAAUUAGAACACAUAGCAAUUAGUGAUAGUGAACUUGUCCUCUGUAUUUAACCCAUCCUUAUUACACACCGGGGGAGCAAUGACGGAUUGAGUGCCUUGUUCACGGGCAUCCCAGCCCUUGGCCCGUCCCCGGAUUGAACCAGAGACCUUCCUUCUCAGUCAAAUAGCAUGUUGUGUACUUGCUGGCUCACUAACACUGAUGAAAUAAUUAUAAUCGACAACCUACUUUCUAUAUUAGAUGAUACAGAGGACGUUAGCCACCCAGCCCAUACCACAAAAGCAUUGAAGUUUGAUACCCAGCCCUUGCGUCAAAUGACAAAGAUAGUGAGUAGUUGCCACUGAGUACAUGCUGUGUGCAUUGCACUGACUUCCACAGCCUCCUCUCAGUCUCCUAAUUUGUAGUUUCCAGUAAAAACAUCUCUAAUUGAAAGUGGAGUGGCUUCUCCGGAGUCCAGAGUGGCUUAAGCUGAUGGUACAGGAGGUCAGGGCUGGUUCCUGUGCCACACCUAUGUGCGGUCAGCUUUAGUAACAGAGGAUUCCCUCAGCUGCUGCUCCAGGCUCACCACAGCUUACAUGUGCAGCCUUUUCCUUCAGUGUUUAUGGACACGCUGAUCUGGGAUCAGCUCACUAGGGUACCCUCAGUCUUUUGCCUUAAAUCGACUGAAGAAGGGAAACAGCCCUCCCACCUGUGCACUACAUGUCUUUGUUGACAACUAGAGUUUUGAAAAACUAGUUAGUAUUUUUUGUAAUUAUUGUUAGGAAUGUAGAAUUUCCGGCUGGAGCAAUUGUAACUAUUGUUUGUCUAUUUCUGUGAAUAGUUUGUGAUAAAAGAAUGAUAUUGUAAAUUUAAGAAUAACUCCACUAAUCUGAGUGUUAAUUUACCUGUACAGCAUAGUUUAAGUCUGAAACUGAAUGAGUCCCAAUUUUGAUUUUUUUUUUUUUAAACCUGAUAAUUUCUGUGACGAUGGAAGUUAAUCUGCAAAGAUUGAAUUUUAAAUCUGCAGAUUAAACUUUUAUAUUUCCAUAAACUGUCCUAACCCACUGAAAAUGAUUUUAUAGAGUCCCUGAUACAAGCACAUCAGUGUCGAUAAUCCAUCAUCUCCUCUGAUGUGCAGACCAUAAUGAUGUGAACAUGUAUAAAUGAAUCCAUAAAGAAUAAAUAUUAUGUACUCAUGAAGUGAAGCAGAUUUUCAUUAUCUUAAUAUGAGCUCUCUUAAUGUUCAUCACUGUUAAUGAUUUGAUAAUGAAUAAUGUAUUUUUGCCUCUUUUACCCAUGCACAUGAACAGUUUUGAUGUGUUUUUUGAUUUGAUGUCAACUUGUUAAAAAUGAAUAAUUUAGCUUUUCUUUUUUUUUACAGGCUACAGCCUGUAACUUGUUAGCAUAGCUUAGCUUAAAGAGUGGAAGCAGGGCUAACAGCGAGCCAGGCUCUUUGUCAUUUUAAACUUGUGUUUUACACACAAAAAAAGAUAUUUAAUCUGUCACUAAGUUGGAACUGCAUUAAGCUAGACCUUAUUUUUGAACUUUUGGACAAAAACAGACACGCGUUUCCUCUUAUUUCCUCUUGCUAAGCUAAGCUAACUAGCUGCAGUCUUUAACCUGUUUGUUAAAUAGUUAAGAGAAUGGUCUUCAUGGUAUUUACCUUUUAACAACAAAACAAAAAUGACCAUAUUUCUCAAAUUGUCAAACAAUUUCUUUUUCUUUAAUCUUUUCAACUUAUUAUCUUCCUGUUUAUCAUAUUGGCUUUAAUUUGCACUGCUGCUGAGGUUGCAUAUCAAGAGUGUCACAUUUAAGGUUGGACACAACUGCAGCAAUACGUUUUAUUUUUGCGAUCAUCGUGCAGUUUAUUUUCUAUCAUCAUCAUCAUUGCACAGUCUCAGCAGAACAUGAACUGAACACGUGGAAAGUUUCACAGAAGUUUGUGAUUUCCUUUAUCAAUAUUCAAACUUCACCAGAGAUUACUUUAAUAUAUUGUGUUUGAGAUGAUUUUAUACUUGAGAAAUUACAUAUUAUAUUUUGAAUGAUAUUGAAGAGCUCAUCGUAUGUGGUAGUCAGUAUAUUUUCAGAUAACUUGACCUCAGUACCGGAUGGUGACUCGUCUGCACAAGUAUCGGACAGCUGUAGCAAUAACGCAGUGAGGUGUAGAUUUGUUAGUUAAUGGCUGUCGUUGCUUCGAACUGUUGUCGAGGAAAAAACAACCAAAGUGUAAAUGGAGAGUUCACUGUAGAUUUAAAAUAAAAAAUAAAUUUAAAAAAAACCUGCCGCCUUUGUUUCAGAGGGAUUUAAUGUAAACAUUGUUUCUCUCUCCCUUAACUCACUGUGGUGUGAUUUUUCUCAGCUUUGAUUUUAACUUUUAUUUUCUGUCUUCUCAUGGGUGCCAUUAUUCUUAUUUUAGUGUUUUCAUACUCUUUGUAUGCAUAAUGAGCUUGACUUGUGUGCCAGUGUGGCUCACAUGUCCUCAGUUUCAAGGCAGAGGUGAAUUAAUGAAGCGAUAUUUCUUGCCUUGUCUAAACUGAACCUUGCUUCUUCACUCACUGCAAUUCACAGCUUUGUAGUUGUGAGAGGGUUAAGAAACUGUGUGAGGAUUAAAAUUAUGACAACACAUCACAACAGCAGCCUGGUACAGGAGGCCAAAGGUCAUUGACCUGCCUUGAUUUACACUUACUCCCCAAAUACACGUAUUGUGAAACUGCAGAUUCAACUGAGGUUUUGCUUCUUCUUUUUUUUUUUAAAUGGUGUAUUUUCUCCCUUAAUUUAUACUUGUAACAUUGUCUUUAAACAACAAAGACACAAUAAUGGAAAGAAGAUAAUAAAGUUAUUGUUGACACUGUA